ACAAACACCGACGAAAAAGCAAUUGGAAACAGUAGUCAUGUGAACCUCUCUCUCUCUUUCUCUCAAGUUGAAAAAGAAUUCGCCCCAUCACGAUCGGAUCGGACCCGCCCAAACAAAACACUCUCAAAAUUUUUGAAAAUUUGAAUCUCAUAAAUCUCUAUCUCCUCCUUCCAUUUCACAGCCCCAUAGUAGUUAGCGACACACACACAAACACAAACAGAGUUUCAACUUUCAUUUUUUCUUUAUCUUUUCUCUCUCUCUCUCUCUCUCUCUCUCUCAGCCAUUUAUAUCAUCUAAUCCAAGAUCCCAAACCCUAAACCCUAGAAUUCAAUUUUCUCUUCUCUCUUGAUGGCAAACUCCGAUUCAGCUCCCUCUGUGCCUCCUCCCGCUCCUCUCUCCUCCAAGAAGGAGAACAUAACGCCUAUUAAUUCGAAGAUUGCGGAAUUGAGCGAAUCCAGGCAAGAACUUCUUGGUAGGAUUCAAGGGUUGAAACAGGAUCUACAAGGUUGGAGGUCAAAGUUAGACACUCAAGUUAAGGUCUACCGCGAUGAGCUUUCAGAACUAAAGAAAUCACUCAAUGUUGAAGUGGACCAACUUCGAUCAGAAUUUCAAGAACUGAGGACCACUCUCCAGCAGCAGCAAGAGGAUGUUACUGCUAGCUUAAGAAACUUAGGGUUGCAGGAUGUUCCAGGGGAAGUUAAAGAGGCUGAAGGUGCCAAGGUCAAAAGCAAUGAUGAGAAAGUUCAAGAUUUGCCUAAGGAUGAUAAUAUUAAGGACACUGAACAAUAGACUUAUUUCCCCUGCGUUUCCGUUCUUCAUUUUAGAGCCUAUUCUAGAGAAGAUAAGCAUCCCUUUGCUUCCUUUUAUUUUCUCAAUGUUGUGCAUUGUGUUCAGUAAUUUAAAAAGGCAAAACAUUUGUUGUCUAGCUCAAUACAGAUCUCUUAUCUGGCGUAAUUGGGUCUGGAAUGACAUUUAAAUUUGUAAUUGUAUUGUUUCAUAUUUUGGGCUCAUUCCUUACUGUUUAAUGAAUGGGUCUUUUAGACUCAAUUAUUUAUUUAUUUAUUUUCUUUUUACA
Camellia sinensis is the source of this 1075-nucleotide messenger RNA. RefSeq names its product uveal autoantigen with coiled-coil/ankyrin. Lineage: Eukaryota; Viridiplantae; Streptophyta; Magnoliopsida; Ericales; Theaceae. The record is from RefSeq and is a predicted model, not a curated record.